CCACCUGCCAGAUUCCAGGAAGUGGGUGGGCCUGAAGGAGCUCAGCCCUCUUGUAAGUUUCUGUUUCUCUUACCAGCCAUGGCCGCUGUUCACCCCGGGAAAGCUCUGGAAGAUGACCUGGCCUGUCCCAUCUGCUUGGAUUCCUUCCAAGACCCCAUACUCUUGAACUGUGGGCACAAUUUCUGCCAGGCCUGCAUCACCCGGGUCUGGGACGGACUGGAAGAAAACUUUUCCUGUCCCAAGUGCGGGAAGAGAUUCCGGGAGAGGCAUUUGCACCCAAACCCCCUGCUGGGGAAGGUGGUGGAGAGAGCCAGGCAGCUGGGGUGGGGGGCAGAGGGCAGCAUGUGCCAGAAGCACAAGGAGAGGCUCAUUCUGUUCUGCAAGGAGGAUCAGGCCCUGAUCUGCGUGGUGUGUGACAGAUCCAAGGAGCACCGAGCUCACAGGGUGGUUCCCGUCGAGGAGGCUGCCCAGGAGUACAAGGGCCAAUUUCAAAGGCACCUGCAGAUUCUGAAAAAUGAGAGCACCAGCCAGGAGGCCUUCACCGUCAGCGAAGGGAGGAGGCUGGAGACGCUGCUGGCUCACACCAAGGCCGAGAAGCAGCGAGUGGUGUCCACCUUCCAGCAUCUGUAUCGGCGGCUGCAGGAAAAGGAGCGCCUCCUGCUGAAGGGGCUGGGUAACGUGGCCCAGGGUGUGAAACAGCUGCGGCAGGAGAACAUCAGCCGGCUCCACCAGAGGGCGACUCUGCUGCAUGGACUGGUAGCCGAGCUAGAGGGGAAGUGCCGGAUGCCGGAUGCUGAGCUCCUCAAGGACGCCGAAAGCACCUUGAACAAGUAUAAAAAGAUGACGCUGCCCGAAUUGGCGUCUGCGCCCAUGGCUGAACUGGAGGAGAGCCUCAGGCAUCACUCCCGCAAGAGGAGAGCUCUCCAGGAUGAGAUGUGGGAGAGCCAGG
Molecule: messenger RNA, 949 nt
Organism: Trachemys scripta elegans
Lineage: Eukaryota; Metazoa; Chordata; Testudines; Emydidae
Product: E3 ubiquitin-protein ligase TRIM39-like
Molecular function (GO): zinc ion binding
Source: RefSeq, a predicted model, not a curated record